UCAAACAUUUUGGGAGAGAGAGAGAGAGAGAGAGAGAGAGAGAGAGGAUGGCAGUGGCAUUUGUGGAAAUCCAAGUUGGUGAGCAGAAGCUAUUCAAUGGAGUUCGAUUCCCUAUUGUGGUGUCUCCUUCUCCUCCUCCUGCAACUGCAACUGCUGCUAUCCCUCUUACGCAAUCCAUCAAAGCCCAUAAACCAUUCCUCGAAUCAUUGCUUCUCAAAUCCGGUGCUGUCCUUUUCAGGGGUUUCCCUCUCAACACCCCAUCCCAUUUCAACGACUUCGUCGAAGCAUUCGGCUACGAGGAGCUUCCCUACGUGGGUGGCGCCGCACCCCGCACCAACGUUGUUGGUCGUGUCUUCACAGCCAAUGAGUCCCCACCUGACCAGAAGAUCCCCUUCCACCAUGAGAUGGCCCAGGUUCCUGAAUUUCCUUCCAAAUUGUUUUUCUUCUGUGAAGUGGAACCUGGGAGUGGGGGUGAAACCCCAAUUGUUCUUAGCCAUGUUGUGUAUAACAGGAUGAAGGACAAGUACCCUGAUUUUGUGGACAGAUUAGAGGAACAUGGUUUGUUGUACAUUAGGGUUUUAGGGGAAGACGACAACCCUUCAUCUCCAAUUGGCCGUGGCUGGAAAUCAACCUUCUUGACCAGCGAUAAGGCCAUCGCUGAGCAAAGGGCUGCUAAACUGGGUAUGAAGCUGGAAUGGUUGGAAGAUGGAGGAGUGAAAACAAUUAUGGGUCCAAUCCCGGGUGUAAAGUAUGAUGAGAAAAGACAACGCAAGAUAUGGUUUAAUAGCAUGGUGGCUGCUUACAUUGGGUGGGAAGAUGAACGAAAUGAUCCUGUUAAGGCUGUCACCUUUGGGGAUGGCCAGCCAUUACAUGCUGAUGUAGUCUAUGAUUGUCUCAAGAUUUUGGAGGAGGAAUCUGUUGCCAUUCCUUGGCAAAAAGGGGACGUUCUCUUGCUUGAUAAUUUUGCCGUCCUUCAUUCCCGAAGAUCAUUCAAUCCACCUCGCAGGGUGUUGGCUUCACUUGUCAAGUAGAUUCCUAGCUUAGCACUACCGAUUGUACUAUAUACUUCAGCUAUAUCAGAAGCUUGCACUACCUAAAAUUCAAGCUGUAUUCUAUGUACCAAAAAUAAAUGAAUAAAAUUCUAGCUGUAUUUGUGAUA
Gastrolobium bilobum is the source of this 1159-nucleotide messenger RNA. RefSeq names its product clavaminate synthase-like protein At3g21360. Bases 48 to 1031 code for a protein of 327 amino acids. Gene Ontology annotation, molecular function: oxidoreductase activity. NCBI's taxonomy places the organism in Eukaryota, Viridiplantae, Streptophyta, Magnoliopsida, Fabales, Fabaceae. The transcript is spliced from 3 exons. The record is from RefSeq and is a predicted model, not a curated record.